UGAGUAUGCCCGAGAUCUAAGGAGACCACAAAUAAUUUAGUUUAUGUCCGUUAUCCGUGAGUUCGAAAGAUGCAAGCCUUGAUUUAGCUGCUAAUAUUUUUUCUGACCGUGUCUUUUUAAAGGGUUUUAUAUGCGCGAAGUAUCCCUCGAUCGGAUUGCACGGUGGGACGUGGAUGGCGAGUUACGCACUGAAGUUCAUGGUUGUACUUGGUUUCGCUAACCCGGGCUGUCAUUGGACAGAGUUUGGGUCUCUCCCAUUUGACCUGGAACCCCUCCACGACCCCGCUGCUGAAUCGAACAGUUAGCUUUCCCUGACCAAGCUCUGCUUCAAUUAACUUGUCGGAAGUCUCUGUUCCAUAUAUGCAUAUAUGAGAUGGAUGCUCUGGUAACGUUCGGCGCUGUCUUCACCAGUACAGGCAACUUCAGUCUGUCCAGUCUACUCACGAUUAUCUACAGCCUGUUCUUGAAGCCUUAUUUGGCGCCGCUGACAGUGAACAUCACCCUCAUCAGUCAAUCCACUGAUUUCGCCCCGACUGCUGCAGAAAUUGAUGCUUUUCUAAGAGAACAGUUCGGAGAGGAAUCUAACAAGUGGAGGUGUACUCUUACGGUGAAGCUUAACCGCUAUAACGGCCCCGCCAGGAAUGCUUUCCACGCAACCCUCCAGCACACUAGUACUCCCCAUGAGAGCCCACUACGGGAGCUUGCUGUCCGAUCACUUUGCGGGAAACUAGUCGGUAUACACAGCGCCGAUGAGUGUACCUUUCGAGUCCUUCCAGUGCAUGCCCGAGAACAGAUGGAUGAAGUGGAUAAAGCUUUUGGCAGUAGCCUCCUUUUAAUGCAACUCAAGGAAUUCUAUAACGGACAGCAUGGGACCAGAAAUGAUGACUGGAUUGCGCCAGAGAACGACUGGAUGCGAUAUAUUUUCGAGGCCUUGGAAGUGUUUACGGACGGAUAUAACAUAUUUUCGGAAUUUUUGACAAACGAGGAGAUCCUCGAAAUUCUUGAUAUUUGCGGUGUCAUUAAUGAUCCUCGGAUGCGGUUACUGGGAGAAGUUCUUCUCAGAAUACUCAAGGCUUGCAGGGAUAGAUCUGAAAAGGAUUUGAAGACACCCUGAAAAAGUUCGAUAUGCGGGAGAAGGUUGAGCUGAUCCAACGGUCAUUCCACCCUGUUGUAGAAUUCGGGAAAGAUUUCAGUGUUAUUCUCCAAAACAUGGAUGACCGCGGCUCUCCUGACAACGAAAUGGAAGAGCUAUCGAAGUCUCUUCUUCGGGUUAAGGCAUGCCUUGUACCUUUCCGCGGAGUUCUAGGUGUCGUCAUGACCGAAUUAGCUGAACAGAAAAGUCGUUAUAUGACAUGGGGAUUUAUCUCAUGGGCAGCCUAUCUGCCGUCCUUUGUUCUUGCCUGGCCUCUUGCGAUAGUU
Molecule: messenger RNA, 1419 nt
Organism: Aspergillus alliaceus
Lineage: Eukaryota; Fungi; Ascomycota; Eurotiomycetes; Eurotiales; Aspergillaceae
Exons: 5
Coding region: 374-1114 (246 amino acids)
Source: RefSeq, a predicted model, not a curated record